Messenger RNA from Lethenteron reissneri (Far Eastern brook lamprey), 3378 nucleotides. RefSeq names its product protein shisa-9-like. Gene Ontology annotation, cellular component: AMPA glutamate receptor complex; dendritic spine membrane; postsynaptic density. The record is from RefSeq and is a predicted model, not a curated record. Gene Ontology annotation, biological process: regulation of AMPA receptor activity; regulation of short-term neuronal synaptic plasticity. NCBI's taxonomy places the organism in Eukaryota, Metazoa, Chordata, Hyperoartia, Petromyzontiformes, Petromyzontidae.
CCGAGACAAGGGAGGGGGUCACUGAGGGUCAGCGUUUUCAGGACCAGGGUCUCUCCCCACCCCGCCCCCCCACUCGAGGGGGGGGUGGGGGUGAUCGAGGGUGGGGGGAGAGGAGUUCGUGGCGCCAUGCGAGGGUCGCGCUGGCUCUUCGCCCGCCUCGUCCCGCUGCUUUUGGGGGUCGCGGCGGCGAGGGGGCCCAGCGCGUGGGCCGCCAGUGGAGGCGCCGCUUCGGCCACGCGGCCCCCCGGGGCCACGGCGGAGCCGUCGCCGCCGCCCGAACCGUCGCACGAGCAGACGCCGGAGCAGUGCCGCGGCUACUACGACGUGAUGGGCCAGUUCGACCCCCCGUUCGUGUGCCAGAAGCACCCCUUCUUCAUCUGCUGCGGCUCGUGCGGGUUCCGCUACUGCUGCAAGGAGCCGAGCGCGCGCCUCAACCAGACGCAGUGCGUCAAGAACGAGACCCCGCGCCUCGCCAACGACUCCACGGGGCCCCCAGACGUCGUGGGGCCCUUCGGCCCGACGCGCGACAAGACGCACAUGGUGGUGUACUCGGUGUGCGGCAUCGUCGCCUUCAUGCUGCUGGCGGGCAUCUUCACCAAGGUCGGCCUCUACAAGCCCGCGGGGGGGCUGCUGCCCGCGCAGCCCCCUGGGGAGCCGGGCGGACACUGCAGGCUGCUGGACGUGUCUGCACGCCAAGAGAGUGGACUGGCGCUGCCCACGGACAGCGGCUCCACCCCGGGGUUCCCCUCCAUGCUGCCCCCCCGGGCUUCCUCCAUGGAGGCCGGGUUCAUGCACGGAGCGAGGCCCAGCCUGGAUCAGCCCCAGCUCAAGACCAUCUUUCAUUCACAGCCGCACCUGGCCUCGGAAGCCCCGCCCACCUACGAGGCAGUCAAUCAGGCGGAGGGAGGCCGACAUCCCUCCCUUCCGAAACGAAUUGAGAAGUCCGGGCUCCUGGAUCACUUGGGGAAGAUUCACUUCUCCUCUGACGCGGGGCCGCCAACCUCCCUGCCCCUGCGCUCUGCCAGCCCCGUCAAAGCGAGCACGUCGCGCCAGGCGAGCGAGGCGAGCGGCAAGGGGGGCGGCCGCGGGGACGAGGACGAGCUGGCAGGGGCCAAGAGCCGCAUGACCAAGAUGCACUCGCACCCCGGCGCGUGGGCGAGCCCCGCCAGGGAGCGCUCCCUCCCCCGCGGCGAGGGGGACUCCGUGUCGCGCUCGGGCUCCCAGGCGCUGCACCAGCAGCAGCACCACCACCACCACCCGCUCCACCACCACCACCACCAGCCGCCGCCGCAGCACCAACAGAGCCAGCACCAGAGCCAGCACGAACAUCACCAGCACGAGCAUCACCAGCCACAGCACCAUCAGCAGCAGCAGCACCACCACACUCUCCAGCACCACCACACGCGGGGGCAACAGCAGCAGGGUCCUGGGGGCCCCGGGGUGCGGGGGCAGCUGUCCCAGCAGGACACUUGGCCUGGGCCCCUGCGCUACCACAGCACCCUCGACAGGAUCCCGACGAGCGGCAGCGGGAGCGGCCGCCAUCACCAGCGCCAGCAGAGCGCGCUCAGACCCUCGCAGACGACGCUCAGCAAGACCGAGGUGACGGUGUGAACGGCGCUGACCUCGUCUCGUCUGCAAGGCGAAUGCAAGUUGCCCCACGUUCCUGCCGAUGGGCCCCUGCAGUCUCCCACCGUGGCGUGUGCUGUGCGGGUUCGCGUGCGAGCGGCGCGUGCAACGGUGCUGCUGGUGGCCCCACUGCCCCGGCCCCAUGUCCCUGCGGGCGAGGGUGUGCGGCCUCACAGUGACCCUGGCUGCCCUGGUCGCUCCCCGCAGAGCCCCGCGCGGAGCAGAGGUUGUGGAUUGCCAUGGAGCGCGGCGUGUGUCCCCGGAUUGUGUGUCGUGAUUCGUACACAGUUUACAUGUUCGGGUCGUGGUUCGGAUGAGCGGGGUGUGUGCGGCGACGUGUGUCGCGCGUUCUUCGCGACCUUGUUCAUCUUUGUCGAGGGAACGAUCGGCGGAACGAAACACCUGGGGGCCACCGUGGCAACCCCGGGCCGAACCCACGAGGCCGGUCCGCGGGCCGCACCGUCGGUCGUGGACGCGCGCUGCGUUGUGCAGGAUGCAUCUCUGGGCCCUGCAGGGGCGGCACGUGCCCAACUAGCCCAGGCCACAAUCACAGCCAGCACUGGAUUUUAAUCACACGCGUCGUCUUUGGUGGCAAAGAAGAAAAGUUGAUGUUACCGUGAAUUUCUCCGAGAUCGUCAUCGUUUUAUAUCCAUCGCUCGCGUGCGUCCGAUUCAACCGCUUGUCCUUUUUGGACAAUGGUGAGAAGGAGCUUCUAGCGGAGGCCGCUCUCCCUAAACGUAAUGAAUCGUGGCACUUGAUGGGGACGCUGCAAUAACAUUAGCAAUAACGCAGCGGCCACACGUCGAUGUUAGCGGCCGAGUGUGCCAGUGGAUUUAUACUCUGUGGGUUUUCCGUCUAUUUUAAGAUUUUCCUCACAUUUCUUGCCUUUUCCAUAAUUCGCUGGAUUUUCCUUUGGCGUUUUCAGUAGUCUGAGUUUCCGACGGCUUUUCCGUCAGUGUAUUAGUUUUCAAUGAGAUAUGUCGGUAUUUAGUUCCAGAGGUUUUUCUAUGAUUUGAAGCUAUCCAUUGAUUUACCGGUCUGGGGAUCCAAUCCCGACACUUCUGUUCCUGUACCACAUGGAAAUCCUCGAGUCUCGGCCAUAACUGGGCCAUCUGCCCCCACAACCACCGUGUCGUGCAUCUUAAACUUCAAAUCAAGAGGAGGCCGUGCCGAGUGAACUUCACGAGGAGGCUGGAGCAAACCAAGGUGUAGGCCGCAGCCCGGGCAGUGGGCCCUCCAAACCCAACGUGACCAGUAGCGCUCCCCUCUCCUGCCAAAGUCUCCUGCAUGGAGGAGUCGGAGCAACUCUCGCCCCCAUCGUUGGGCUCGCUCUCACAGUGUCAGUUCUCCUCCUUCGCCCGUCCCCGCUUGCCGUAGGCAGGCGCCCCCCUCGGCAGCGCCGAUACAAGGGCUGCUUGUGCACGUGCGGUGGCUGGGGGCCGCCACACGCGCCAUACUCAAUAUUCGGCCCCCCAGGUGUUGCAGGUAUUUUUGUCGAUCAACACGACACGUGACGCCCCAAGCCUGCCCAAUUCACCCGCGUCCACGCAGUGGGGGCCUGGGCCGUGUGGGCCCCUGUGUCGGUGGUAAGCACAGCUGCAUUCCCCACCACUACAACCCAAUCGUUUUUUGACGUUGUAAUGUUAAUAUUAAUAACUCUCGUCUACAAUUCGAAAUGUGCAUGAGCCCUGUGAUUGUGUAAUCAUACAUACAUACGUAAGCUUUUUAUGGAACGCACUCGUAAUAUGUACA